Molecule: messenger RNA, 453 nt
Organism: Vicia villosa (hairy vetch)
Lineage: Eukaryota; Viridiplantae; Streptophyta; Magnoliopsida; Fabales; Fabaceae
Exons: 1
Coding region: 1-453 (150 amino acids)
Molecular function (GO): protein binding
Source: RefSeq, a predicted model, not a curated record
AUGGAUCUCCCUCCCUCUCAAACCCGCCGGCCGCCAAGCUCCCGGUCGUCACCACCAAUCUUCCCCAACGAACUCAUGGCAGAAGUUCUCUCCCUCCUAUCCGUCAUAUCUCUCAUUCAAAUGAAAUGUGUGAGUAAGUUCUUCAACUCCCUCAUUUCCGAUCCCACCUUUAUGAAAAUGCAUCUCCGUCGAUCCGCUCGAAACUCCGCGGAUAGGUUUUAUCAUAGUAAUGAUAUUACUCUUGAUCAAUUUGUGAUCAUUUCACUUGAUCUGGGUGCUGAGAGACACGUGGAGUUAAUGCCGCCUCGUGGUUUAGAGGAAGUGCCGCUUAUUGAGCCGACUAUUUGUGUGUUGACGGACUCUCUUUGUUUUUGUCAUGAUUUCAAACAAACUUGUUUGAUUAUAUGGCAGAUGAAGGAGUUUGGGGUUGGAGAGUCUUGGACUCAACUCUAG